CUGUUGGCUCUUGAGAAAGGUGACGAAGAAACUGAAAGUAAGGUGUGGCUCCUCCGUUCAAGCAGGAGAGAAGAUCUACAGCGGUUUGGAUUCACUGGCACCACCACAUGGAGAAAUGAACUGGAGAAGAAUGCCCAGAGCCCAGCUGUGUGUCUACAAAAAGAAAAAACUCAAUGUCUCACCCUCCUGAAUUCAGUAAUGGAAGAGAAUCUCCAGAACCCAGCUGUGUGUCUGUGAAGAGUGGCAUCUCAAUGUCUCACCCUCCUGAAUUCAGUACUGGAAGAGAAUCUCCAGAACCCAGCUGUGUGUCUGUGAAGAGUGGCAUCUCAAUGUCUCACCCUCCUGAAUUCAGUACUGGAACAGAAUCUCCAGAACCCAGCUGUGUGUCUGUGAAGAGUGGCAUCUCAAUGUCUCACCCUCCUGAAUUCAGUACUGGAAGAGAAUCUCCAGAACCCAGCUGUGUGUCUGUGAAGAGUGGCAUCUCAAUGUCUCACCCUCCUGAAUUCAGUACUGGAACAGAAUCUCCAGAACCCAGCUGUGUGUCUGUGAAGAGUGGCAUCUCAAUGUCUCACCCUCCUGAAUUCAGUACUGGAAGAGAAUCUCCAGAACCCAGCUGUGUGUCUGUGAAGAGUGGCAUCUCAAUGUCUCACCCUCCUGAAUUCAGUGCUGAAGAUUGUCCAGAGCCCAGCUGGGUUUAUUGGGGGAGGAGUGACCUGCUUCAAGAUCCCUGUUGCAGAAAUAAAUCUAAAACAUGUCUUGCUCUACAUCCACACAUGGAGAAGUCACUAAACAUUGUUCUGCAGAGAGUUUUACAGAAUCACAAAAUCAGCAUGAAGCACAGAUACGAGAGCUUAUAUGAGGGAAUCAAAACACCAAAGAAUAAAACCCUCCUGAACAGGAUUUAUACCCAGCUCUACAUUAUAGAGGGAGAGAGUGAAGGAGUGAAUGAAGAACAUGAGGUUUUACACUUGGAGAAAAAAUCCAGCAGAUACUUACAGGACACUCCAAUCAACUGCUUAGAUAUCUUUAAAUCUGUAAAAUGUUCUGAAGGAGAAACUGAAGACGAGAUCAUUAGAGCUGGGGUGGAUAGGGGUCUCAGACACAGCAAAAGUAGUGUAGAAGAUAAAGAGAUCCGAACUGUGCUGACUAAAGGAAUUGCUGGAAUUGGGAAAACUGUCUCUGUGCAGAAGUUUAUUUUGGAAUGGGCUGAAGGAAAAGCCAAUCAGGACGUAGAUUUCAUGUUUGUGUUCCCAUUCAGAGAAAUGAACCUAAUUAAGGAUGAUCAGUACAGUCUUCAUAAACUUCUGUGUGCCUUCCAUCCUGAUCUCAAAGAUCUGGACCCUAAGAUCUAUGAUACGUGCAAAGUUGUGUUCAUCUUUGAUGGACUGGAUGAAAGCAGAAUUCCACUAAACUUUGAAGAGUGUGAGAAAGUGUCUGAUGUAUCCAUGGCGUCAUCAGUUGGUGUCUUGAUAACAAACCUUCUUAAAGGAGAGCUGCUGCAGUCUGCUCAUAUCUGGAUCACCUCCCGUCCAGCAGCUGCCAAUCAGAUUCCUUAUCGGUACAUCAGUCGUGUGACAGAAAUUCAGGGGUUUAAUGAUCCACAAAAGGAGGAGUACUUUAGGAAGAGGAUCAGUGACCAAGACCAAGCCCAGAAAAUCAUCUCCCACAUUAGAACAGUGAGCAAGCUCCACAUCAUGUGCAACAUUCCCGUCUUCUGCUGGAUCUCAGCCACUGUGCUUCAGCGAAUCCUGAGACAGAGUGAUACAGAAAUCCCUAAAACUCUGACUGAAAUGUACUGCCACUUCUUGAUCACUCAGACCAUCAUGAAGAAUGAGAAGUAUGAGGGAAGCUGUGAUAGGGAUACGGUAGAAUUGCUGGAAUCCAACAGAACUGUGCUUCUGAAACUGGCUAAAUUGGCUUUUAAUCAGCUGAUGAAGGGGAACGUGAUGUUCUAUGAAGAGGACCUGAGAGAGAGCGGUAUUAAUCUCACAGAGGCCACACUGUAUUCUGGGAUCUUCAGGGAGGAAUGUGUGCUUUAUCAGAGGAAGGUCUACAGCUUUGUUCAUCUGAGCUUUCAGGAGUUUCUGGCUGCUCUCUAUGUGUUUCACUGCUACUUAAUCAAGAACAUGGAGUUACUGAUGGUUUUUAUUCCAUGGGACAGUAGAUGGCCUGAAAAUGUUUCACUGGAUGUGCUCCUGAUGGAAGUGGUGAAUAAAGUCUCAAAGAGUCAGAAUGGACACCUUGACCUGUUCCUCCGUUUCCUGCUGGGCAUUUCACUGGAGUCCAGUCAGAAGAUCCUACAAGGGCUCCUGAUCCACACAGAGAGCAGCUCAGAGAGCAUCAAGAAAACAGUGCAGCACAUCAAAGAGAAAAUGGAAGAUAAAGAUCUUCCUAAUGACAGAUCUGUUAGCCUAUGCCUCUGUCUGACUGAAAUGAAUGACCAGCCUUUUUUCAGAAAGAUUCGGAAGUUCUCAAGAUCAGAGAAACCCUCAGAAUAUAACAUGUCUGGUGCAGAGUGUUCAGCUCUGUGCUGCAUGCUGCAGAUGUCAGAGGAGGUGAAGGAUGAAUUAGAUCUGAAGAAAUACAGCAAUUCAUGUAAGGCUUAUGUAAAACUGCUUCCAGCUGUGAAGAACUGCAGAAAGGCUCUAUUAGAAGAGUGUAAUCUCACCAUGAACCACUGUGAAACUCUCAGCUCUGUUCUGAAAUCAGAAAACUCCCUUAUAGAGCUGAACCUCAGUAACAAUUACCUGCAAGAUUCAGGAGUGGAGCUUCUCUCUGCUGGACUUAAGAGUUCACACUGUAAACUGGAGACACUCAGACUUGCUUCAUGUAAUCUUGGGAUAAAGACAUGUGAAAUUCUGGGAUCAGUUUUAAACCUGGAAAACUCCACCCUGACACAUUUGGACCUUAGUAACAAUGACCUGCAGGAUUCAGGAGGGGAGCUGCUCUCAGCUGGACUAAAGAGUUCAAACUGUAAACUGCAGGUCCUCAGCCUAGCUUCAUGUAAUCUUGGGAUAAAAACAUGUGAAAUUCUGGGAUCAGUUUUAGACCUGGCAAACACCUCCCUGAUACAGCUGGACCUUAGUAACAAUGACCUGCAGGAUUCAAGAGUGGAGCUGCUCUCAGCUGGACUAAAGAGUUCACACUGUAAACUGCAGAUUCUCAAACUAGCUUUGUGUAAUCUUGGUGUAAGGAUAUGUGAAAUUCUGGGAUCAGUUUUAACCCUGGAAAACUCCCUGAUAGAGGUGGACCUCAGUAACAAUGACCUGCAGGAUUCAGGAGUGGGGUUGCUCUCUGCUGGACUGAUAAAUUCACACUGUAAACUGCAGACACUCAGGUUAUCUGGUUGCAUGGUCACAGAUAAAGGCUGUUCUUAUCUGGCUGCAGCACUCAGUUUAAACCCCUCUCAUCUAAAGGAACUGGAUCUGACCUACAAUCACCCAGGAGAGUCAGGAGUAAAGCUGCUGUCUGCUAGACUAGAGGAUUCACAACACACACUCAGAGUGGAACAUGAAGGGAAAAUCAGAAUCAAACCAGGACUAAAUAAAUAUGGCUGUGAUCUCACACUGGACCCAAACACAGCAUACAUUCGUCUGUCUCUGAGUGAGGGGAACAGGAAGGCAGUGUGGGGAGAGGAGCAGCCGUAUCCUGAUCAUCCAGAGAGGUUUGAUGUGUGCUGGCAGGCUCUGAGUAGAGAGAGUGUUACUGGACGCUGUUACUGGGAGGCUGAGUGGAGCGGGAGAGGAGCUGCUGUAGCUCUGAGUUGUAAAACCAUCAGCAGGAAAGGAGGAGGACCGGACUGUCGGUUUGGACAGAAUGAAAACUCCUGGAGGCUGAGCUGCUCUAAUAACAGAUACUCUGUUUAUCACAAUAAUAACAGAACUGAUCUCACCUGUCCUCCCUCCGGCUGUAGGAGAGUAGGAGUGUAUGUGGACUGUCCAGCCGGCACUCUGUCCUUCUACAGAGUCUCCCCUGAUACACACACACUCACACACUUACACACAUUCAACACCACGUUCACUGAGAGCGUCUACGCAGGGUUUUAUGUUUCAGAUGUUGGCUCCUCAGUGCGUGUGAUAUAGGAUAGCCAUCUUUGGGUGUGUGUUCACUGUACAAUUCACUGAACCUGAAUGGAGGUCCAUAUGUUUUUUAUGAUAAUUACAUGUGUACUUGUGUGUCCUCCAUUGUUACUCACGCUCGCCUUGACACUUGGGUCAUUUAUGGGACACAUUUUAGAAUGUGUAGAACAUUGUGUAAAUUUAAAAGAAUGUUUAAAGAUAAGAUGAUAAGCACUUGUAAAUAUGAGGAACGAUCUAUUAAUGAUGGGAGGCUUCAAUAUGUUGAUUAACAUUUUGACAUUCUUCUGUAUUAUUUAUGUGUAUGGUUUGACUUUAUAAUAUUUAAAAAGGGUCUAUGAUCAGGAGAUCGCUGGUUCGAAACCUGUUUGUGAAGCUUGCCAUCGGCUAAAGAGAUGGCACUCUUUCCCCUCAUCACUCCUAGAGUGAUGUGGAUCAGCACAAGGCUGCAUCUGUGAGCUGAUGUAUCAGAACCAAGUUGCUGUGCUUUUCUCUGAGCGUUAGUUAGUGCUGUGAUGCUACUCGGCAAUGCAGCAUCAGCAGCAGUUCAAAAAGAGGUGGAGUCUGACUUCACUAGUGUCAGAGGAGGCGUGUGCUAGUCUUCACUUUCCUGGUGUUGGGGCAUCACUUGUGAUAGUGGGAGUCCUAAUGAGUGGGUUGGGUAAUUGGCUGUGUGAAUUGGGGAGAAAAUGGGGGAAAAAAUAGAAAGAAAGUAAGAUUAACAAAGGGUAGUUAA
Molecule: messenger RNA, 4812 nt
Organism: Astyanax mexicanus (Mexican tetra)
Lineage: Eukaryota; Metazoa; Chordata; Actinopteri; Characiformes; Acestrorhamphidae
Product: NACHT, LRR and PYD domains-containing protein 3-like
Exons: 10
Coding region: 174-4082 (1302 amino acids)
Molecular function (GO): protein binding
Source: RefSeq, a predicted model, not a curated record